Messenger RNA from Sitodiplosis mosellana (orange wheat blossom midge), 642 nucleotides. Its product is annotated as juvenile hormone esterase-like. The record is from RefSeq and is a predicted model, not a curated record. The annotation marks the transcript as partial. NCBI's taxonomy places the organism in Eukaryota, Metazoa, Arthropoda, Insecta, Diptera, Cecidomyiidae. The transcript has 5 exons.
UUUUUUAUUUUUAUUUGGCUGCAAUCAAAACAAAAAAAAGUAUUCUAUUCGUUCCGAGGGAUUCCUUUUGCUAAGCCACCAAUCAACGAUCUUCGAUUCAAAGCACCUGAAAAGAAUAAUCGAUGGACUGAAACAAUUGAUGCGUUCGAUUUUGGGAAUGAUUGUAUUCAAAAGAAUUCACCAACAUUCGACCCCGUAGCUAUAGGUUCAGAAGACUGCUUAUACAUUAAUGUAUACUUUCCCGGCGAUUGCAAAAGCAUCAAUUCAAAGACAAAACUACCAGUCAUGAUCAGUAUUUAUGGCGGAGGAUUUAUUGUUGGUUCAUCAAGGUUCUAUGGCCCUGACUUCUUGAUCGAAACAAAUGUUAUAGUCGUAACUUUCAACUAUCGGCUUGUCAUUUUCGGCUCAUUAUCCUUGGACUUGCCUGAAUAUUCAGGGAAUAUGGGUAUGAAAGAUCAGAGACUUGCAUUAAGAUGGGUUUAUGAGAAUACUGAACACUUUGGCGGAGAUAAAAAUAAAAUCACUCUUGCUGGACAUAGUGCCGGAGCGAUGUCCGUCGGCUUGCACGUGAUUAAUUCGCAGUCCAAUUUUUUUGAUUCCAAAAAGCGAUUUUGAUGAGCGGGUCAGCGCUCAAUCCAGUUA